GACACCAAAACUGGGAAGAGAGAGAAUAAGAGGGUGUGGGGUUUAAUCAAAGAAAAAGAAGAAGGGAAGGGACACAUUAAUUAUAAUUUCUUUUUUCUUCUUUUCUCUCUCACUCUGAUAAUUGAUUCCAGUUGGAAUUUUAUAGAAACCAACUCCAGUCCAAUCAAUUUUUUUGGUGCAGGUCAGGGUGUCUUCUCUCUCUUCUUUCACUGUGGAUGCUUCUUUUUGAUUGCACAGAACUGUGGGUGGCAUAGAAAGAGCCAGAUAAAAGAAAAGACACCCAUUUUUUUUUUCUUCUCUUAUCUCAUCCUUAAUGAUUUCUUCACAGGUCGCCCAAAUAAUUAUCACAAGGGUUUGUUUCAGCUCAUUGCCUGACAUUAUUGAUGCAAAGAAAUGCAAUUGGUGUUGAAGUUUGAAGUGGGAAAAAACAGACUAGGUUUGGAGGGUAAAAAGGAGUUGGACCACCUGGCUUUUCAGAUUUGGUGGUCUAAUUCAGUUGGGCCUCUUGAAACCUCAAGUGGGUUCCAUCAGUUUCACUUGUUUGUCACAAAGCAUUGAUCUUUAUGGGUUUGGUGUGCCACUUCUGGUGAACAUUUAUCUGGGUUUUUAGCUUAGAGGAGUAGUUACAUUGGUGUGCUUUAGUAGCAUGUAUCUGAAUUGCAGGGUGUCUGGUUUUAAUGGCAGACUACCUGCUAAUUUCAAGUUAAACAAGGCAAUGGAGCCCUUGGAUGGGCCUAAUUGUGUCAGUUAUUCGAGAAGAAAGCUUCUACUUCUUGGGAUUUUAGGUUUUAUUACAGUAGUGUGGUUUUUCCUGGGUUUCAAUGAGGGACUUCUGGGGAUGAAAGAGAAGACUCCAGAGAUGUGUGGAGAGAAAGCUCGAAUCUUGCAGCAGCAUUUCAAUGUCAGCAAGAACCAGCUUCUGGCUUUAGCUUCCUUGUUCUCCGAAUCAGAUCAGAUAGCAUCCCUUGAAUGUAACAAAGAAACAGGACAUGGGAUGCUUUUAACUGAUGGCAUUUCCUGUGCUUUGAAGGCAGUAUGUUCAGAUGAGAAAGAAUUUCAAAAGCAUCAUAAAUGGGUGGCAGAAUAUGUUGAAGCCAAGGACCAAUGCCUGGUUCAAGAUGAAAACAUCCCCAGGAGGCUUGACCUAUCAGUGCUACAGGAAAAGUCCUUGGCACACAUUCCGCAGUCUACAGUAUCUGCUAAUAGAAUUUGUCAAAAGGACAAUUUGGGAUCAGGGGCAAAGGUAGAGUGCACAAAAGUGGAUUCUCAGAUUUUAUGUUGUUUGAUAAAGUGUUGUUCGUGGGUUUUUGUUGGAAUGAUUUUGUUCUACCAAUUGUCUGGUUUUUCUUUGAAAUUAUGGAGGAACCAGAAGCAGAAGCUGGUUCAUGAGUGCCCAUGCCAACAGAAAUUGGUUCAAGAGCAGCCAUUGGGUCGUAAGAAGCAGCCAGAGAAACAGCAACAAGUCGUCCACAGUCCUCCUAAGGUUGCUUGCACGUGGAGGAAGAAACUCCUAAUCGUAUUUGUCUUAUUUGGAGUUAUUACGUCAAUUUGGUUAUUUUUCCACUUGAAUGAAAGAGAUUUUGUGUGGAGAGAAGAAACACUUUCCAACAUGUGUGAUGAACGAGCCCGGAUGUUGCAAGAUCAGUUCAAUGUGAGCCUGAACCAUGUUCAUGCUUUAGCUAUUCUCGUCUCCACCUUUCACCAUGGAAAGCAUCCUUCUGCCAUUGAUCAGAAAACAUUUGGUGAAUAUACAGAGAGAACAGCUUUUGAGAGACCACUUACUAGUGGUGUUGCUUAUGCUUUAAAAGUUACUCAUGCUGAGAGGGAACAAUUUGAGAAGGAACAUGGAUGGACAAUAAAGAAAAUGGAAACUGAGGACCAGACUCUUGUCCAAGAUUUUCUUCCAGAAAGCUUGGAUCCUGCCCCUAUUCAAGAUGAAUAUGCGCCUGUGAUAUUUUCUCAAGAAACUGUCUCCCAUAUUGUCUCGAUUGACAUGAUGUCGGGAAAGGAUGACCGCGAGAACAUCUUGCGAGCAAGGUCAACAGGAAAGGGAGUACUGACUUCCCCUUUUAAGCUAUUGAAAUCCAAUCACCUGGGAGUUGUUCUUACAUUUGCUGUGUAUAAUAUGGACUUGCCUCCAGAUGCCACAUCAGAGCAACGAGUUCAAGCGACUGUGGGGUAUUUAGGUGCAUCUUACGAUGUCCCAUCACUGGUGGAGAAGCUCCUGCACCAACUUGCCAGCAAGCAAACAAUUGUUGUGAAUGUUUAUGAUACAACUAAUGCAUCUUCUCUGAUCAACAUGUAUGGAACUGAUGUUAUUGAUACUGGGCUGUUGCACAUUAGCAGCCUUGAUUUUGGUGAUCCACAACGCAAACAUGAAAUGCACUGCAGGUUUAAGCACAAACCUCCUUUUCCUUGGACAGCAGUAAGUGCGGCAGUGGGAGUCCUAGUCAUUACCUUGCUAGUUGGUCAUAUUUUUCAUGCGGCCAUAAGCCGAAUAGCAAAGGUAGAGGCAGACUAUUGUGAGAUGGAACAACUCAAAGUUCGUGCAGAAGCUGCAGAUGUGGCCAAAUCACAGUUCCUUGCGACUGUUUCCCAUGAAAUCCGGACACCAAUGAAUGGUGUUUUAGGUAUGCUGCAAAUGCUGAUGGACACAAAUCUUGAUGCCAACCAACAGGAUUAUGCUGAGACUGCGCAUGCUAGUGGAAGAGAUCUCAUAUCGCUGAUAAAUGAGGUUCUUGAUCAGGCCAAAAUAGAAUCAGGCCGGCUGGAACUUGAAACUGUACCUUUUGAUCUUCGUUCGGUGCUUGAUAAUGUUCUAUCACUUUUCUCAGGAAAAACUAAUGAGAAAGGGAUUGAGUUGGCUGUCUAUGUCUCCAAUAUGGUCCCUGAAGUUGUCAUCGGAGACCCAGGACGCCUUCGGCAGAUUAUUACAAACCUUGUUGGGAAUUCAAUCAAGUUCACCCAUGACAGAGGACAUAUAUUUGUCUCGGUGCAUCUGGCGGAUGAAGUGAAGGGUCCACCUGAUUUUAUGGAUGAAGUUCUAAGACAAGGCUUGAAUUUAGUUGGAGACCUCUCAAACAAAACUUAUAAUACAUUGAGUGGCUUUCCUGUGGUUGAUAGAUGGAAAAGUUGGGAACGUUUUAAAACAUUAAGCAGCACAACAAUGGAGGAACCUGAUAUGAUAAAAUUAAUUGUAACAGUUGAGGAUACAGGUGUAGGAAUUCCACUAGAUGCACAAAGUCGCAUCUUCACGCCUUUUAUGCAGGCCGAUAGUUCCACUUCUAGAACUUAUGGUGGUACUGGAAUAGGAUUGAGCAUUAGCAAACGUUUGGUCGAUCUCAUGUGUGGGGAGAUAGGGUUUGUGAGUGAACCUGGCAUUGGCAGUACCUUUUCAUUUACUGGGUCGUUUCUGAGAGGGAAGACAAGUUCUCUAGAUAUGAAGUGGCCUCAGUAUGAACCAGCUGUCUCAGAAUUUCGAGGACUGAGAGCACUGGUAAUAGAUAAGAGAAUCACCCGAACUGAAGUCACAAGAUAUCAUAUGCAGAGGUUGGGAAUAUCGGCGGAUAUUGCUUCCAGUCUUGAAUCAGCAUGCUCUUAUCUAUCUAGUACGAGCAAGACAAGCCUAUCCACAUGUUUGGCCAUGGUUCUUAUCGACAAAGAUGUUUGGGAUAAAGAAACUGGUGUUAUGUUCCAUCAGUCAGUUAAAGAGCACAGGCAAAACAGCAGCGUGGAGUCUCCCGUGAACUUUCCAAAGAUAUUUCUCCUGGCUACCUCCAUUAGCUCUACUGAACGUAAUGAACUAAAAUCUUCUGGUCUUGUAGAUAAUGUAUUGAUGAAGCCUCUUCGGUUAAGUGUCUUAAUUGCCUGCUUCCAAGAGGCCCUUGUAAGCGGUAAAACGAGGCUUGUGAACAUAAAAAAACCAACUCUUGGAAAGUUACUACAAGGCAGGAAGAUUUUGGUAGUGGAUGAUAAUGCAGUCAACAGAAGAGUCGCAGAAGGUGCUCUAAAGAAAUAUGGAGCAAUUGUCACCUGUGUUGAUAGUGGAAAGACUGCUUUAGACAUGCUUAAGCCUCCACACAACUUUGACGCUUGCUUUAUGGACCUCCAAAUGCCAGAAAUGGACGGAUUUGAAGCAACUCGUCGAAUUCGCUGUCUGGAGAGUGAGGUUAAUGAGAAAAUUGCAUCUGGGGAAGCACCAAUCGAGAUGUUUGGCAAUGUGGAGAAUUGGCACACACCAAUAUUAGCUAUGACGGCUGAUGUGAUUCAGGCUUCAAAUGAAGAAUGCAUGAAUUGUGGGAUGGAUGGCUAUGUGUCAAAGCCAUUUGAAGAAGAACAAUUAUAUACAGCAGUAGCUAAAUUCUUCGAGUCUGGUUAAUAGAGGGACUACUAUGAAUGUGGAUUUAUGAAUGUGGUUUUCCUGGCAGUCCAACCCGAUCUGUUUUAUUUUGGAUCAAUGCCCAGAGUGGAUCAUGGGCUCUCCAAGUAAAACUAGGCACACUGCCAUGACCUGGUUGAGAGAAAUUCAAUCCACAUUUUACAUUUCCUUUGAAUAUGGAGUACUGAGCAUCUGGCCACUGGCAAUGCAUUUGUGUGUGCAUAUAUACGGGGAGACUGGCUAGUUUAUGGUCAUUUUUUAUGAUCAUCUGCAAAGGAAAGGAGAUAUUAUGGUGGUUUCUGUACAUACUCCUCUUCUGUUUGUUUGUAGAUUAGUGAUUUUUUUUUUUCCUGUGUCCAUUGAACACAGAUGUAAAAUUGUUGUAAUGCCAAUAUCAUACCAUUCUUUAACUCUGAUGAGAUGAAAGAUCUUUCAUCUUCUCCAGCAAAUAAACUGAAUUAUUCAUUUCGUUACA
This is a messenger RNA of Rosa rugosa (rugosa rose), 4853 nucleotides long. RefSeq names its product histidine kinase 2. The transcript has 15 exons. Gene Ontology annotation, molecular function: phosphorelay sensor kinase activity. The coding region runs from base 647 to 4378 and encodes 1243 amino acids. The record is from RefSeq and is a predicted model, not a curated record. Gene Ontology annotation, biological process: phosphorylation; phosphorelay signal transduction system. Lineage: Eukaryota; Viridiplantae; Streptophyta; Magnoliopsida; Rosales; Rosaceae.